AUGUCCCUAAAAUACGAUAUAUCUUUAUAUUUUAAGGAUCAGAUCGUUCAUUUAAGGCAAAGACAUUUAUUUCGCCUAGAUUGGCCUAGCGAAGCCGCUAUCAAGCAACUAAUUAAGAGAGCUGUCCCCUUAUUUAUUAUAGCGGUUACCUUAUAUCGAUUUGUUAGUAAUGCGAAUUGGAACCCUUAG
Messenger RNA from Penicillium psychrosexuale, 189 nucleotides. Its product is annotated as WD domain-containing protein. NCBI's taxonomy places the organism in Eukaryota, Fungi, Ascomycota, Eurotiomycetes, Eurotiales, Aspergillaceae. The transcript has 2 exons. The record is from RefSeq and is a predicted model, not a curated record. Bases 1 to 189 code for a protein of 62 amino acids.